CGGCGCAGGGGGGGCGGGCGCGCGCAAGCCCCGCCCGGGACUUUAAAGCGCCAUUUUGUGCUGGGCGCAGGACAUCGAUCGCUGCUCACACCCGGCGGGCGCCCGGCGGCGGCCGGAGCCUGCCUUCGGCACUGCCUCCGCACUGCCUUCUCGGCGUCUGUCCCGCCACCCCGUCCCGCUGCCUCCAUGACCCGCAGUAGGAAGCAGGCGGCGCUGGAGAGAGGAGCCGGGAAGAUGAACACAGAAGCGGGGAGCGCCGCGGCCGCGGGAGCCCGGGCGGCGACGGCGGCGGCAGCAGGGGCAGGGGCAGCCGGCGGCGAACCGGCAGCCGCCGCCUGGGGGCUGGAGGGGGAGGCGGAGAAAGUUGUGUACUCGCGCUCGCAGGUCUCCUUCGCCGGUACCAAGGCGCUGGGCGACGCCCUCAAGCUCUUCAUGCCCAAGUCCACGGAGUUCAUGAGCUCCGACUCGGAGCUGUGGAACUUCCUCUGCAGCCUCAAGCACGAGUUCUCCCCGGUGAUCCUCCGCAGUAAGGACGUUUACGGAUACUCCUCCUGCCGCGCCGUCGUCCCCGACCCGCCGCCGCCCUCGGAGCGGCCUCGCCGCCGCGCCGGCAAGCGGCGCCUCCCGGCCGCCGACGCCAAGCGCCGGGCCGGGGCGGCGGGCGGCAGCGCCAAGCGGCGGCGGCGGCGGCGGCGCCGCAGGAGGGAGCGGGGCAGGCAGCGGCCCGCGGCCGGUGGCCCCCGCACCCAGGAGGAGGAGGAGGCGGCGGAGGCGCCGGGCGAGCAGGCGGACAGCGAGCAGGGCAGCCCGGCGGCGGCCGCCUGGGAGCCGUUCGGCGGCAAGUCGCUGGAGGAGAUCUGGAAGGCGGCAACCCCCCGCCUCACCACGUUCCCCACCAUCCGUGUGCGGGGCAGCAUGUGGAACCGGCGGAGCCUGGCGGCGGCGCGGCGGCGGGCGCAGCGGAUCCUCGGCGUGGACCUGUCCCCCGUGGUGCGGGUGCGCCGCUUCCCCGUGGCACCGUCCUGAGCCUGCGGGGGUUCCGCUCCCCGCGCCUCACCUUGGCCGCGGUGCGGACAAAGAGACCGGUAUCAGUCACCUGUUUACAUUGCUUUUGUCUGGAUCGUGUUCUGCUGCUGCACUUUACGGCCCGCUCGGGCGGCGCCGGGCCCCCCGCUGCAAGGGGGGCGGCCUGCCGGGCCCCGGCCUCGCCCCGGGGUGGGACCGCCUGGCAGGUAUCACGCGUGGGGACCAAGUUCCACUUCCACUUUUUUUUCUCUCCCAUUGGGCUACCUCACUGGUCCAGAAGUCCACCCAAGAAGUUAUUUUCCAAAGGAACUUACUUUCAUGCUUGUAUAAUAAAGCACCAUCUGAUUCUUGCUAUUUCUUUUUUCCCUUUCCCCCCUUCCCCUUUUCUGAUGGAUUAUGUAUGCUUUGUGGUGUUGCACUAGUAUGUGCUCAGGGUAUUUCGAAUCCCAAGCAUUCCCAAGUUUCAGUUUACUCUGAUAAAGGAUGCGUAAAGAAUGGAGGUUCAGGACUUGUGGCUGUUCUUGAUGGUGCAAAAACUUUUUAAAUUUUAAUUUCAUGAGCUUAGUGAUAUAUAAAGAUGUAUCGCGCAGUAUAAUUGUUACACUUUUGUAUCUAAAGUCAUUUUUAAAGUUUUCUAGUUGAACUAAGUAUUUGUUUCUAUGGAGCACCUAAAGAUAGAAUCAUCCUGAUAUUUUAUAACCGUGUUUACUUUAGGGAAGCUCAUUUGGUCAACCUAAGUGAACUUAAUAAAAGUCAAAGAACAAAUGGUGUUUCAGUUCAAUGAAACUGCUCAGGCAUGGGUUCCUGAUGAAGUACACCACCACUGAGGCACUCUAUGUCAGUGAGCUCUGGCUUUGAGAAGAAUGUAACUGCUUAUCAAAGCAGUGUAUAUGUGUCUGGAGGUGAACUAUGAUCCAGUGUUGGUGCUGACAGCUGAAGUCAGUAGCUUGCAUGACACAAAUAUCACACUGAAGUGCCUCUCUGCUAAAAGAAUAAGACUUGAUAUCUGGUCACUCGAUAACAAACUAGUACUCAUUGUCCUGUGGUUGUGAGAUGGUUAAUAAUGGAUAAUCGUGUUUAAUAUAAUUACUUGCACAUAAUUACUUUUUUAAACCUUUCAUGGGUUCCACAGUAGACUGAUGAAAAAUUCAUGAUGUAGCUUGAUUAUUUUGACUGAAAAAUAACAUGUAGUCAUCCUAUGUGAUAGGCAGUCUCUCUUUAAACUGAUUUAUUAAAGAUUUUUUUUUAGCUCUUA
Molecule: messenger RNA, 2281 nt
Organism: Poecile atricapillus (Black-capped chickadee)
Lineage: Eukaryota; Metazoa; Chordata; Aves; Passeriformes; Paridae
Gene: CCDC71L
Product: coiled-coil domain containing 71 like
Exons: 1
Coding region: 187-1026 (279 amino acids)
Source: RefSeq, a predicted model, not a curated record